AUGCUUGGAACUAAGGAUCUUAUCACUUCCCCGGCAUAUUAUUCGUCACAUUGGAGCUGUGGUUACUGUAAUUUGAAAGAAAAACAAAGAACUCCACAGUUGGUGGCAAGCAGCUCAGUGGGUAUCCAUCUAUACAAAUGUUCUCCAGAGAAGUACGAAUCGUUAGUCAAUAGGGGAUACAGAAGAUCUGGUGAAUACCUUUAUAGGCAUGAUUUGCUCAGAAAUUGCUGUCAACUAUACACAAUUCGAACAAGCUAUCACCAAACAUCAAAUAAUACAUUCUUCAAUCCUUCGAAAGAUCAAAAACGGUGCAUCAAUAAAUUUGCCAACUUCCUCAAGAUUGAUUUAAAAAAUCCGAAAAAUAAAUUUAGAUUUGAGGAGUCAAUUUUGAAUUUACAACGGAGUGAUCCAAAAGUAUUUAGAACUGUGAUAGAGCCAGCACAAUUUUCCGAAAAAAAAUUUGAGCUAUACAAAAAGUAUCAAUGCAAAGUUCAUAAAGACAAACCCUCUGAAGUCACCCAAAAACUGUUUAAAAGAUUCUUGUGUACAAAUCCUUUCAGCGAGUAUUUCAGUGAUGAAGAACUAAAUGAUUUGAAUGAAUGGGAUGUUAUUGAAGAUUCAAAGAGAAUAUUUACUGCCAUGGGGGCUUUCCACGAAUGUUAUUAUAUCAACAAUGAAAUGGUUGCCAUAUCAGUUAUUGAUAUUCUUCCAAAUUCAAUAUCUUCUGUCUAUUUCAUAUGGGACCCUGACUAUGCUAAUUUGGGCUUAGGAAACUUCUCAGCUUUGCGAGAUAUGAUUUUGACUUAUAAGUUGAAUAAAAAGCAUUAUUACUUGGGUUAUUAUGUUCCAACAUGCCCAAAAAUGUUCUAUAAGAAGAAGUAUGGAGGGGAAUUGUUGGAUAUUGCUAAUCACAGGUUUGUUAACCUAAAAUAUUUAGAGGAGAAUGAUCUCAUGGAGGAAGGGAAACCGUUCAUCAUGAAAGAAGUCAAAGAAGAUAUGGAUGUUAAGAAUAUUAAUUUAGAUCAUUUAGAACCAAUGACCUUUGAGGAUGAAUCUAUAUAUCCAGAGACUUGGAAAAUUGAGGAAGGAAAUAAACUUAUAAAUAUAUCCAAAACACUAUAUGGACCAGAUGGGUCUGUUACAAAAAAUGAAAAUAAGAUUUACUCUGAAGGAAAACAAAUGUUUCCAACUUUAGCAGCACCCAAGAUCGAUCCAUUGCCAACUGUUUAUCUCACAAAAUGGGAGUCAGAAAAUAAUGAACUGGAAAAUGAGGAAGAAGAGGAUACUUUUCCGAAAGUCCAGUUUGGAUCGAUACCGUUAUGGGGAUUGAAUGAGAUCAUCAGGAAAAGAAAACUGUUUUCUAUUGAGGAUGAUAUUGUCAUGUUACAAAUGCAAUUUAACCAGUUGAUGAUAGUUCCAGGGGAUUUUGUUGCAUCUGAUGCAGAGUUUAGUUCUGAUGUUUUAAAUCUCCUUCGGUCUAUUGGACCUAACAUUCUUAAGGAUAGUGCAGUAAUAAAGCCUUGA
Molecule: messenger RNA, 1524 nt
Organism: Saccharomycopsis crataegensis
Lineage: Eukaryota; Fungi; Ascomycota; Saccharomycetes; Ascoideales; Saccharomycopsidaceae
Gene: ATE1
Product: arginyltransferase
Exons: 1
Coding region: 1-1524 (507 amino acids)
Biological process (GO): protein arginylation
Cellular component (GO): cytoplasm
Molecular function (GO): arginyl-tRNA--protein transferase activity
Source: RefSeq, a predicted model, not a curated record